Messenger RNA from Phaeoacremonium minimum UCRPA7, 1407 nucleotides. RefSeq names its product putative ornithine decarboxylase protein. Gene Ontology annotation, molecular function: ornithine decarboxylase activity. The record is from RefSeq and is a predicted model, not a curated record. NCBI's taxonomy places the organism in Eukaryota, Fungi, Ascomycota, Sordariomycetes, Togniniales, Togniniaceae. The transcript is spliced from 2 exons. Gene Ontology annotation, cellular component: cytoplasm. The coding region runs from base 1 to 1407 and encodes 468 amino acids.
AUGGUUAUGGCAACAGCUCUCAUCGAUCGCUUUGCCCCAGUAGAAUUUACAAAUAGUCAUAUAUUCUUGAAGAAAGCCCAUCACCAUGGCGGGCACUUCGAAAAGAACCAACAUGGGCAUAUUUCCCCAAAGCAACUGAUUGGAGAUGCUCUGCGCCACCGCGUGGAGAACAUUGACCAUGAAUAUUGCGAGCCGGGAGACGAGGAUACAUUCUUCGUGGCCGAUCUAGGCGAGGUCUAUCGGCAGCAUCUGCGAUGGAAGUUGAACCUGCCCCGCGUCAAGCCUUUCUAUGCCGUCAAGUGCAACCCGGACCCGAAGGUCCUGCGCCUCCUCGCGGAGCUUGGCACUGGCUUUGACUGCGCCUCCAAGUCGGAGAUCGAGCAGGUUUUGGACAUGGGCGUCGACCCUGAGCGCAUCAUCUACGCACAGCCAUGCAAGACGAACUCUUAUGUCCGCUAUGUGGCGAACAACGGCGUCCGUCAGAUGACCUUCGACAACGCCGACGAGCUUCGCAAGAUUGCAAAGCUCUUCCCUGAUGCGGAACUUUUCCUCCGCAUCCUCACCGACGAUUCAUCCAGCUUAUGCCGUCUGAGCUUGAAGUUUGGCGCUUCUCUCGACACCACCGAUAGCCUCUUGGCUACUGCUCGCGAGUUGGGACUCAAUGUCGUGGGAGUGAGCUUUCACGUUGGAUCAGGGGCUUCCGACCCCAUGGCUUUCCUGAAGGCCGUCCAGGAUGCGCACUUUGUCUUCCAGCAGGCUGCCGUCCAUGGCUUCGACCUCAAGACCCUCGAUGUCGGCGGCGGUUUCUGCCCCGACGCUAGCUUCGAGGACAUGGCUGGCGUGCUCCGCUCCGCCCUGGACGAUUACUUCCCCGCGCACAGCGGCGUCAACCUGAUUGCCGAGCCCGGACGCUACUACGUCUCAUCGGCCUUCACCAUCGCCUGCAACAUCAUUGCGCGCCGCACCAUCGAGGACCCGACCGGCACCAACGGCUCGGCCGCCGAGUCCAGCUACAUGGUGUACGUCAACGACGGGCUGUACGGCAACUUCAGCAGCAUCAUGUUCGACCACCAGCACCCCGUGGCCAAGGUGCUGCGCGCGGGCAACCGCACGUACUACAACACCGAGGCCGCCGGCCCCGCCGCGGGCAGCAGCGGUAGCGGCGGCAACGACGGCACCGUCGAAUACAGCAUCUGGGGCCCGACGUGCGACGGCAUCGACCGCAUCACCGAGAGCAUCCGCUUCGAGCAGACGCUCGACGUCGGCGACUGGCUGUACUUUGAGGACAUGGGCGCCUACACCAAGUGCAGCGCGACCAAGUUCAACGGCUUCAGCGACAGCCACGACGUCAUCUACGUGUGCAGCGAGCCCGGUGCGCUCGCCCUGAUGGGCAUGAGCGUGCUCUGA